UUUAUGUUUUCUAAAAAAAAAUUUGGAUUUUCUCAUACUUUCCGUUUUCGCCUUUAGGGAUUUUUCACAUUCGAGCGCAUCGCUGCACCCCUUCCUCUCUCUAUCUCCUCCAUUGAAGCAGUUUGUGAGCUUUCUCUUCUCCAUUGAAGCAAUCUUUGAGGCUUUGGUUUAUACAACCCUUCAAUGUCAGAACGAAGCCAUGAGAAGGGUCGAUCUUCGAGGAGAGAGAAACGAAGAUUUGAGGAUGAUGAAAGUAAUGGUAGGGUUAAGGAAGAAGAAUUUAAGGUGAUGAAAGACGAAGAAGGCGGCGAUUAUAGUAAUAGUGAUAGGAAGAGGGCUAGGAGAAGAUUCGAGGAUGAUGAAAGUAAUGGUAGGGUUAAGGAAGAAAAGGCUAAGGUGAUGAAAGACGAAGAAGGCGGUGGUGGCCACGAUGGCGGUGAUUACAGUAAUAAAGAUAGGAAGAGGGCUAGGAGGAGAUUUGAGGAUGGUGAAACUGUUGCUGAACCUAGUAACAGGAGUGGUUCCCGUCCGAAUGAUCGGGCUGAGGAAUCACUCAAUGUGUCAUCAAGAUUUGCAUCCGAAUCUUUCUCUGCUAAUAACCAUACUGCCACCAAGGUAUCUUCAAUUUCUACCACCAAUGAAAAUAAGGGAGUUAAUAUUACCGGAUCUCAUGAGGUUACUGGAAAAUCUAGUACAGAUGGGACACCUUCAACUGCUGGCAAGAGUGGCAAUUUUUUCCUUGAUGCUUUAGCAAAAGCUAAGAAAGCUUUACAGAUGCAUAAGCAUAAGAAAAUCGCUGAAAAAACGAAGAAGACUCCUUCGUCAAAUAAAGAAGAAAGUAAAUCCUCUAAUGCUGCUGGAAUUCAGCAGACACCACCUGACGUUCCUCCAGCUUCUUCUUCUGCUAAGACAGUUGGCAUGAUAGACCCUGCCAAGUAUGAAGCUGUGAAGCGUGCUCAGGAACUUGCUGCCAAGAUGGGUUUCCGCCAGGAUACAGAAUUUGCUCCUUUGAUUAAUUUGUUUCCUGGGAAGUUGCCACCUGAUGCUGCGGCACUUCAAAAACCUGCAAAGGCUCCCGUUCUUCGAUUGGAUGCUUUUGGUAGGGAAGUUGAUGAGCAUGGAAAUGUUGUCAACAUAUCUAAACCAAGCAGUCUUAGUACUCUUAAGGUUAACAUUAACAAGCAGAAAAAAGAUGCAUUCCAGAUUCACAAGCCAGAAUUGGAAGUUGAUCCAGAGAAGAAUCCUCAUUUCGACCCAAGGAUGGGUAUUGACAAAACCAAACUUCUCAGGCCCAAGAGAAUGAGUUUCCAGUUUGUUGAGGAAGGUAAAUGGUCUAAAGAUGCUGAAAUUAUCAAACUGAAGAGUCAAUUUGGAGAAGCCCAAGCCAAGGAGCAUAAGGCUAAGCAGGCACAGCUGGCUAAGGCAAAGGCAGAGCCGAACAUUAAUCCAAAUUUGAUUGAAGUUUCAGAAAGAGUUAUCACAAAAGAGAAGCCAAAGGAGUCAAUUCCAGAAGUUGAAUGGUGGGAUGUGCCUCUUCUGCGUUCUGGUGAUUAUGCUGAUAUUGCUGAUGGUAGCACCAUUGAAGAUAGAGUAAAGAUGGAGAAGAUCACGAUGUAUGUGGAGCACCCCCGUCCUAUUGAGCCUCCUGCAGAGCCAGCCCCUCCUCAACCUCAACCGCUGAAACUUACUAAGAAGGAACAGAAGAAACUCCGUACACAGCGUCGCUUGGCCAAGGAGAAGGAAAGGCAGGAGAUGAUUAGGCAAGGUUUAAUUGAGCCCCCCAAACCUAAAGUUAAAAUGAGUAACCUCAUGAAGGUGUUGGGUUCUGAGGCAACUCAAGACCCCACAAAAUUGGAGAUGGAAAUUCGAACUGCAGCAGCUGAGCGUGAGCAGGCCCAUGUGGACAGGAACAUUGCUCGCAAACUCACGCCUGCUGAGCGGCGUGAAAAGAAAGAAAGGAAGCUGUUUGAUGAUCCAAAUACCUUGGAAACUAUCGUAUCAGUUUAUAAGAUCAAUGACCUUUCACACCCAAAAAAUCGGUUUAAAGUUGACAUUAAUGCACAAGAGAAUCGUUUAACUGGUUGCGCUGUCAUUUCUGAGGGUUUUAGUGUUGUGGUCGUUGAAGGUGGAAGCAAAUCCAUUCAGAGGUAUGGGAAGCUGAUGCUUCGGCGGAUAGAUUGGGCUGCCAAGCUGGAAAAUGAGGAUGAAGAGGAAGAUGAUGAUGAGGAAAAACCACCAAAUAAAUGUGUUCUCGUGUGGCAAGGAAGUGUGGCAAAACCUUGUUUUAAUCGGUUCUUCAUUUAUGAUUGCAGAACUGAGGCUGCUGCCCGCAAAGUUUUUUUUGAUGCUGGUGUUGGCCACUACUGGGAGUUGGCUGCAAACUUUGUGGAUGACCAGAUAUGAAGUUCUCACUGUUUGUACCUGCUAGUCAAGCUACAGAAAUAUUUCUGCUUUCUACUGAUAAUGAAUUUUUGGUAAUGGUUGUGUAAUUAAAAUUGCCGACUUCUGAGGACAUACUGUGGAAUGGAAGGAAAUACUACUAUUAGAUACAUAAAGUUGCACAACCUCAACAAUCUUUCUUCUCUUUCCGGGGCAGUAGUUUUUAUUGGGUCUGUCUGUAGUGAACAAGGAUGAGUGCUUCAAUGGUGAUAGUAUGAAAUUAAACUAAUCUCCUUUUGCGGCAAAAUAUUAGCGUGACCUGAUCAAGUUAGCGCUUUGAGAACGAGAGAUCAAGUCUUAAAGUAAAAAGUUAUCAUUGGACCAAACUUCUACUGAUAUACAAGCCAGAGAUCUUUGUUCCUAAUCCUUUGGCCAUAUACUCAGCAGUAGCUUGUCUGAUUUUCCUGGAAGUUACAGCUCCGAGAUCUUUGAUGUGCCUAGCUAAGAUUGUUAGUCUUUAUUAAAUUAUACUGUUUUGAUUCUUUACCAUUUGAGUUUGUAGUUUGUCUGUCUCUUGUUACUAGUAUAUUUUAAUGAGUAACUUGUGAUCUUUCUUGCCAAACUGUCAUUUCUUAAGACCGCGUUGUUGACAUCUCGAUUGAAAGGCAUUGCUCCCUCUUCUUGAAAGGGAUUGACCGGAGUACACGAGCACAUAACUUUCUCUUUCA
This is a messenger RNA of Chenopodium quinoa (quinoa), 3107 nucleotides long. Its product is annotated as protein RDM16-like. The transcript has 7 exons. The record is from RefSeq and is a predicted model, not a curated record. Gene Ontology annotation, cellular component: U4/U6 x U5 tri-snRNP complex. Gene Ontology annotation, biological process: mRNA splicing, via spliceosome. Lineage: Eukaryota; Viridiplantae; Streptophyta; Magnoliopsida; Caryophyllales; Amaranthaceae. Bases 184 to 2403 code for a protein of 739 amino acids.